UAUACCGCAUAACCGCACAAUUACACAGUUGAAGAAUUGAAGAAGAAAUAAAGGAACUAAAGAUGCCAUAUGAACUUAAGGGUCGUAAUGUCCUCGUGACGGGUGGUUCGCGCGGCCUCGGGGCCCUCAUCUGCGACAAAUUCGCCAAAGAAGGCGCAAACCUAGUCAUCAACUACGUCUCCAGCGCCGCAGCCGCAGAGGAGAUCGCGAAGACGAUAGAAAAGGUGUAUGGGGUUAAGGCGUUUGCGGUGCAUGGGGAUAUGGGGGUUGAGGCUGACUGUGUGAGGGUGGUUGAGGAGACGAUUGGGAAGUUGGGGGGAUUGGAUGUUAUUGUUUCGAAUGCCGGCUGGACCCGCUUCUCCCCCAUCCCCGACCUCCACGCCACCACCGCCGCCGACUGGGACACCUGCUACGCCGUCAACGUCAAAGCACAAAACUACCUCCUGCGCACCGCGCUCCCAACCUUCAACGCUAACCCCGAGGGCGGGUCGUUCAUCAUGACGUCCUCGAUCGCGGGGAUGGCGGUGUCGGGGAGCAGUUUGCCGUAUUGUGUGACGAAAGCUGCGCAGUUGCAGUUGAUGAGGGUGUUUGCGGCGAGUCAGGGGCCGAAGGUUAGAGUUAAUGCGGUUUGUCCGGGGUUGCUUUUGACGGAGUGGGGCCAGAAAUACCCAGAAGCUACAAUCAAGUUCAUGGAGGAGAGGGCGUACUUGAAGAAAGUGACGGAUCUCGAAGACUGCGCGCAGUCUUUUAUAGAUAUUGCACGGAACUCGUCGGUGACGGGGCAGAAGAUCGUUGUUGAUUCGGGAUUGUCGCAGAUAUAAGGUAGCCUGGAUCGGGCGGGGAAGGAGUAGUUGUUGAUAGGAGGAAUGUAGGAUAAGAAGAGGGGGUA
This is a messenger RNA of Pseudogymnoascus destructans, 889 nucleotides long. RefSeq lists its product as uncharacterized. Lineage: Eukaryota; Fungi; Ascomycota; Leotiomycetes; Thelebolales; Thelebolaceae. The record is from RefSeq and is a predicted model, not a curated record. The transcript has 6 exons. Bases 63 to 821 code for a protein of 252 amino acids.